UUGAUGAGAAUUUCCUUCUGCGCACUUUUGGAAGAUUUGGGCCCAUAGCUAGUGUCAAGAUUAUGUGGCCAAGAACAGAUGAGGAGAAGAGGCGACAGAGAAACUGUGGCUUUGUUUCCUUCAUGAAUAGGGCUGAUGGACAAGCUGCAAAAGAUGAAAUGCAAGGGAUAAUAGUGUACGAGUAUGAACUUAAAAUUGGAUGGGGUAAAGCAGUAUCUCUACCAUCACAAGCAUUACCCGCCCCACCACCUGGACAUAUGGUUAUUCGGAGUAAGGAGGGCUGCAACUUGGUUUUUUCUGGUCAAACGGGUCCACCAAUAACUUCUGUUCCAAAUCAAAACUCUGAGCUGGUUCUUACCCCUAAUGUUCCGGAUAUCACUGUUGUUACUCCUGAGGACGAGCACCUCAGACAUGUCAUUGAUACAAUGGCUCUCUAUGUUCUGGAUGGUGAAUGUGCUUUUGAACAAGCUAUCAUGGAGAGGGGCCGUGGGAAUCCAAUGUUUAAGUUUUUGUUCGAGCUUGGCUCGAAGGAGCAUACUUACUACGUCUGGAGACUCUAUUCCUUUGCUCAGGGUGAUACACUUCAAAGGUGGAGAACAGAGCCGUAUAUCAUGAUAACUGGUAGUGGAAGAUGGAUACCGCCACCUCUGCCUGUAACUAGGACCCAGGAGCACGAAAAAGAGUCUGCCAGCACAUAUGCAGCGGGAAGAAGCAGGCGUGCGGAAGUUGAGAGGACUCUGACCGAUCCCCAGAGGGAUGAGUUCGAGGACAUGUUGCGUAACCUUACUUUAGAAAGGAGUCAGAUUAAAGAAGCUAUGGGUUUCGCUUUAGAUAAUGCAGAUGCAGCUGGAGAGGUUGUUGAAGUUUUGACGGAGUCCCUGACCCUAAAAGAGACCUCAAUUCCAACUAAAGUUGCUAGACUCAUGCUUGUGUCUGAUAUUCUUCAUAAUAGCAGUGCACGUGUUAAAAAUGCAUCUGCGUACCGAACCAAAUUCGAAGCAACUCUACCCGACAUAAUGGAAAGCUUCAAUGAUCUGUAUCGAAGCAUAACUGGAAGAAUUACCGCUGAGGCUCUAAAAGAACGGGUUCUCAAAGUGCUGCAAGUAUGGGCAGAUUGGUUUCUCUUUUCAGACGCAUACAUAUAUGGACUACGUUCCACAUUUCUCCGAUCAGGAGUAUCUGGUGUUACCUUAUUUCAUUCUAUCUGCGGUGAUGCACCUGAAAUAGAGAACAAAAGUUCCGUUGACAACAAGAGUGAUAUUGGUAAGAUCAAUCCAGAUGCUGCGCUGGCAAUAGGCAAAGGAGCUGCAAGGCAAGAGCUGAUGAAUUUACCGAUCUCUGAGCUUGAGAGACGUUGCCGGCACAACGGACUGUCUCUUGUAGGAGGUAGAGUAAUGAUGGUUGCCCGGCUACUAAGCCUUGAAGACACAGAGAAACAACGUGGCUAUGAAGCAGUGGAUGAAAUUUCAAAGCAUCAUCCGCAAGACCAUUCAACUUGGGAAGAAAUUAAGAGUGAGCGGGAGCAUAUUAAGAACAGCUACGCAGAAGUUGAAAUGAAAGAGCCUAUGAAUCUUCCCACGACAAUACCAAUCCCACAGCCUGAGCUGAAAGCCUUUGUGGCAAAAGAGAAGAAUGACCUAAUAUAUCCAGCUUCAAAAUGGGCGAGAGACGAUGACGAAGCUGAUGAUGAACAAAAAAAGAGCUCCUCUUCAGGAAGUGACAAUACUGGUGGGAUAACUUUCAAGGCUGAUGACGAGGAUCUCAAGGGUAAUGAUUGUGUCCGCGCCCAACCUGACAAUGGAAUGGAUGAGGAACAAAGACAAAAGCGUAGACGCAUAGAAGUUGCUUUAAUAGAGUAUCGUGAAACUCUUGAGGAACAGGGGAUGAAAAACUCCGAGGAGAUAGAGAGAAAAGUAGAAAUCAACAGAAAAAGGCUUGAAGUUGAUUAUGGCUUAUCAGGACCUAACGAGGGCAACAGAAAUCAGAAAUCAAUAAUAGAGCGGAAGGAGAGGCGAGAAGAUUCUCGAGAAUCUUCUAAAAAGCGGCAACGUGGGGAUAACAAGAGCCAAAGUCCGCCGCGGAAAUCAUCAACCAGGGAGAGGGAGAGAGAUCAUGACUUGGACAGAGACAGGGAUAGAGACAGAGAGAGACACAGAGACAGAGAUAGGCAACAUGAUUUGAACAGGGACCGAGACCGACGUGAAAAAAGUUCAAGCCACGAUCGAGAUGAUCAUGAUAGAAGCAAAGAUAGAGACAGGGACUGGCGCAGACGAGGCACGAGAUGAUGAUACCAUUAUGCUUGUUUCUCACCUCAUGGUUUUGUUCUUUGCAUUACUGGAAAUUAUCUUCCUAUGAAAAGAUUUUAACCCUUUCGUGUUUCUAAAUCCAGAAGAUAUGUAGAACACUUGGUCCCAGACACAGCUUGUAAUUGUGUAUUCAAAUUUCUGAAAGUUUCCUCAUU
Molecule: messenger RNA, 2461 nt
Organism: Camelina sativa (false flax)
Lineage: Eukaryota; Viridiplantae; Streptophyta; Magnoliopsida; Brassicales; Brassicaceae
Source: RefSeq, a predicted model, not a curated record